Molecule: messenger RNA, 2675 nt
Organism: Vicugna pacos (alpaca)
Lineage: Eukaryota; Metazoa; Chordata; Mammalia; Artiodactyla; Camelidae
Gene: EPGN
Product: epithelial mitogen
Biological process (GO): positive regulation of cell population proliferation; positive regulation of mitotic nuclear division; epidermal growth factor receptor signaling pathway
Molecular function (GO): growth factor activity; epidermal growth factor receptor binding
Source: RefSeq, a predicted model, not a curated record
AAGUUCACAGCAAGGAGGCCUUUCCUGAAUUCUGAUUCUUUUUUGUGGUUUUAAGUACUUUUACAAACAUGAUUAUGCCCACAGGUCACAGGAAACCAGUGUUUCAAAACAAAACUUGAUCACAGUGCUAGAUAACACAGGUAUCCUCAGCAAGUGCGCGAGCGCCUCGAGGCUUCGUGCUGCUGCCAGAAGUACAUAUUUUUUUGAUUGGUAAGACCUGCCAGAUGACGCUUCGUGAAAUAUAAAUGCAGAAAAGCCUCAGAGAGCUCAAUAAAAACCUUCCAGCCGUCAGUCUAGGAGGAUAAGAGCAAAUACUCUUAACAAGUGUGGGAAAUGGCCUUCGGAGUUCCAAUGACAGUCUGCUUCUUGUUCAAUGCAAUGACAGCCCUGACUGAAGAGGCAGCCAUGACUGUAACAGCCCCAACCACAACCCAGCAAAGUAACUGGACAGUUAACACAACUGAAGCUGACUACACAGAAGGACCCAUUGCCUUGAAGUUCUCACGUCACUGCUUGGAAGACCACCACAGUUACUGCAUCAAUGGUGUUUGUGCAUUCCACCACGAGCUGGAGAAAGCCAUCUGCAGGUGUUUUACUGGUUAUACUGGAGAAAGGUGUGAGCACUUGACCUUAACAUCAUAUGCUGUGGAUUCUUAUGAAAAAUACAUUGCAAUUGGGAUUGGCGUUGGACUAUUAUUAAGUGGUUUUCUUGUUAUUUUUUACUGCUACAUAAGAAAGAGGUGUCUAAAAUUGAAACCACCUUUUAAGGUCUGUUCCAGAGGAAGACCACUGUGAGACUGUAAGAAAUUUUCAUGAGGCAUUUGAAAAAAUCAGUGGGCCCAAGACUGAAAUCUUCAAGUGAAACAACACAACUUACCAAGCUGACUAGACUUGAAAAUAAUAGAAGUUGGGAUCAUGAUGAAACGGGAGAGUAAAUGUCAACGUUGGUCCUCAGACUUGGCCAUCGUGAGGGUGCCAUGGGAGCCAAGGGAGCAAGCUACAGUGACAGAAGUCAAGUCCAGAGACCUACUCUGGGUUUUCUGCUGUUGUGUGGUUAUUGCUCUUACUGCAGAGAGACUGAGUUUUAUGCUUCGAACCAUGUCAGAUGUGAAUUUUCAUGGGAACAAUUAUCAACCUUGCAGCAAGUCACAGCAAUGCCAAGCUUGGGUUCUUCAUUGUGCUCGCCACCAUUAUUCUGGACCACUGUUCUACGGACUGAAUCCCAAAUAUGCUGCUUUCAUGAUGUCUAAAAGAAUGUGAUGUCAACUAUUAGGACAAAAUCAGUAUUAUAGCACCUCCAGGGAACAAACGUGUGCCUGAAGUUUAGCCAAGGAAAAGAAAAUUGAAUGUCCAAGGCAAACAUAAAUCAUAUCCAGCUGGUGAUAACACUGUGAAAUAUGGAAUAAGCUAAAAAGUUUCUAAUGACUGAAAGCUAUAUGGAUAUUGAGCCCUGAGUAGGCAAAACAUUUCUGUUUUUACAUGGAUUAUAAAGCUUUCUGUCGGACUCACUGGUCCUCGAAUGUUUAUGUUCAUCACUUUCUCCCACUGUUAGUGGAAUUACCUGACGACUAUCUAUUUGCACUGAAAUUCUAAAAUUCUACUAAUAAAUAAAGUUCUACAAUUGGUUCUGAAAUAGAAACUGAAGAAUUGGACACAGGAAUUUUUUCAGCAGCCAACAGCUUGUGGAAACUUCCUUUACCAUUUCUGAAUACUUGAUAGAAGAUUCACAUGUAGAGAGAGACAAUGGAACAUUGGUAGAAACACCAGUUUGGGAAUAUUAAGGUUCUUCCUCUUUAAUCAUAUUUCCUCCACCUAACUUGAAAAGUUUUGUGCAGGUCCCUUCAUUUCUUUGGGCUUUGAUUUCAUUUUCUACAAAGUCCUUCUGGCUCUAAAAUUUGAUAGUGAGAAAAGAGAGACAAUUUUCCAUACCUGUGUUGCAAGUGGGACUAUUCUCAGCCCAUCUCUGUCCCCACCCUCACCCCUAACUCAAAACACAUCAUUGGAUAUCAUCUUAUGUGUUUAUUUUAGUGUUUGAUUUGUGAAAUAAUAAUUUAAGAAUUUGUUUUUAAAGGAAGUAAAACAUGAAAUUAAAGAAUAAUAAUAUCUACCAUUUCUCUGUUAGAUCUAUUCUAAAACUAUGGACUUUUUUUUUCUAUUGUGGUGUAGAUAAGCAAAAUAAUUUCGAUCAUAAGACAGGUUAAAAGAGGAUCAAACGUGAAUAUUUUUACAACGGUAGCCUGAUAACAAGCCUUUCUCUUACAGGAAGUUAUGUCUUUUCAUUCACUUCUGAGCAAAGCUUUACAUUCCGCUUUCCUUUGAGUAGAAGGCACUUCACUCGCUUUGUUUCUCCUUCAGAAGGAAUUUAAUGCAGAUGGAUUGCACAUCAGCACUUUCUGCAUGAUCUCACAAAGUAUGCCCAGGUUACAUCAUACCAAGGAGUAGGGAGGUGAAGGUUUCUCCCAAUGACUGCAGCGACCGCACCUAGAAAGCUAGGCUUUUCCUGAGCACUUCAAAAAGGUGUUAAAAGGCUGGGAGAGUCCAGGAAGAAAAAAUAAGGCUUAAUUAAGGGCUGCCUACUGAUGAAAAGAAAGAGGAAGUGAGACUAGAGACUAGAGAGGUGAUAACCUAAAAAGUUGAUACAUUGUAACUGACUAUACUUCAAUUAAAAAAGUUAU